This is a messenger RNA of Limulus polyphemus (Atlantic horseshoe crab), 1355 nucleotides long. Its product is annotated as bcl-2-related ovarian killer protein-like. Lineage: Eukaryota; Metazoa; Arthropoda; Merostomata; Xiphosura; Limulidae. Gene Ontology annotation, molecular function: protein homodimerization activity; protein heterodimerization activity. The coding region runs from base 252 to 1061 and encodes 269 amino acids. Gene Ontology annotation, biological process: regulation of apoptotic process; extrinsic apoptotic signaling pathway in absence of ligand; intrinsic apoptotic signaling pathway in response to DNA damage. The transcript has 2 exons. Gene Ontology annotation, cellular component: mitochondrial outer membrane. The record is from RefSeq and is a predicted model, not a curated record.
GCACAAGUUGCCGUCAAACGUACUAGUAGUUCGAGUGAGAUUCUGUCAACUUGGUAACGUUCCUUGCAGUUUGUUGGCCGUAUAUACACAUGGCUAAUCCAGCUAGUUCGUGAGACGUAUGUAAGCAUUCUAUAGCUGUAAUUGCCAUGAAACAUCUUGAGAUAUUCAAGAGGGUUUUCUCUACUGUAAGCGGGGUACAUUAGUAAUUUGUGAGUUAGCACGAACUGAAUCCUGGAUUAGUAAAUCUUACGAUGGUUUUUAAUGCUGGGACGUCUAAUGGGGUCUCUGUACGGAACGACUCGUUCAGUCGACCAAGAAAACUGAGUUUACAAGUGGUGUUUCCCAAGCCUUCACUCUCUGGAUAUGCAGCAGCGAUAGAGAAUGCACGUGACGCUCAACUAGCAAGUGUGAGCCGUCGCAAGCUGAGCCAGGUGACUCAUAAAUUGUCCACGACCAUGGGCUGGCGUGCAAACAUUUCGCAUAACGACGUGGUGAACCAGGCUCGAACCAUGUGUGGCCGCUACUUACGAUAUAAACUUCGUGCAUGUGGGCCUGUGCAUAAAAAUCUCGGUCUCCAACGCCUCAGAAGCCUCACCAAGAUCUCCAAUGAUCCUGUCCUCAUGAGCGUAAGUGAAGAACUACUCCACGUGACGGAUCUUCUGGAGCGUCAAAACCCUCGUCUGUUCCUUAGUGUCAUGGACAGCGUUGGGAUCCAGUCAUUAGUCUCUGAAACAUCCAUGCUGAACCUGUUCCAAGCGGUGGCGGACGAAAUAAUGCGGCAGGACAUUUCAUGGGGUCGGAUUGUUGCUUUGUAUUGCGUAGCUGGAGGAUUAGCCCUGGACUGUGUUCGACUCGGACAUCCUGAAUACGUGUUAAAUCUGGUGCAAGGUAUGGGCUCCGUGAUAGAAGGUGAUGUGGCAGCCUGGAUUGUGUAUCAGGGUGGAUGGGAAGCUUUGCUGACCCGAUUCAGAGCCACUACUAAUGUAAAAAUUUGUCACAUCAUAAUGAGUGGAGUCUGCAUUAUUUUGUUUCUGGUGUUCCUAGUUUACUGGAUCACUUAAUGUUGGACCCACAACUUUUCUGGAGAAGAAAAAUUAUAAGGAAAAAGAAAGAUCUACAUAUCAUCUGCUUUCUGAAGAAAAAAAAAAGGCCUCUAACACCAAAUUUGUUUUCACGACCUCACCAACCGAGAAAGUAUUAAAUGCGCUUAGGAUUUUCUUGUUUGUUUUGUUUUUCGAUAAUAUUAUUAGAUAUUAAGAAAUCUGAGGUGUGUUGUGUGAAGAUUAAGAUAAAAUAUCAUAUUAUAUUGCGAAUAAAAUAAAGUUAUUUAAAAGGUCAUCGGCCACCAACUAAAA